AUGUACACAAAUUUGAAUGAUUCAGGGGAUAAUGUAGUUUUAGAAAAAACUAAUUAUAGCGAUAAAGCUACUUUAUUAAAAUCAUCAUAUGAUGACAAUAACGCACCAGAUAGCUCAAUUGCAUUAGAAUUUGGAGCCAAUACUAGCAGCACUCAAGGUGUUUAUUAUAGACAUGUUAAACCAGAGCAACUUCGUCAAGUUUUGGAAACUUCACGUGUUGAUGAGGAAGUUAUGAGAUCAUCAUCAAAGAAAUCAAGAAAGUUUUAUGAAAAACAAAAUGAAUUGAUCGAUCAAAUUCUCGAACCAAUUGAAGUCAAGGAUAAUGAUGAAGAGGAGGUAGAAGAUUUUAAAGUCAAGAUUGCUAUCAAUGGUUCAUUAUUGGUUAAUGUUGUAUUGUUUGCUUUACAAAUUACAGCUGCAAUUCUUACAGGUUCAAAAGCUUUAAUUGCUACAUCAGUUGAUGCUUUUAUGGAUUUAUUAAGUGGUUUCAUUUUAUUCAUGACAGCUCGUUAUCGUAAGAAAAAGAAUUUCUUCCUUUAUCCAACUGGUAAAAGUCGUUAUGAACCAAUUGGUAUUCUUAUUUUUGCAGCACUCAUGUCAACAGUUUCAUUAAAUCUUAUUUGGGAAGGUGCAUCAACAUUAAUUAAACAAGAUAAAGACUUUGAACUUGAUUUAAUGUCAACUCUUUUUGUAGUUUUCGCUAUUGGUUGUAAAAUAGUUAUGUUUAUCUAUUGUCGUCAAUUAACUCAUUCAAGCAGUGCUAUGAUCUUAGCAACUGAUCAUCGUAAUGAUAUUACUGUAAAUUCAUUUGGUAUUGGUAUGGCUAUUUUAGGUAAAUAUGUAAGAUGGUGGUUAGAUCCAAUUGGUGCUUUAAUUGUUGCUUUAAUUAUCUUACGUUCAUGGGUUUCUGAAGCAUAUGAACAAAUUGGUUUAUUAGUUGGUAAAUCAGCCUCACCAGAAUUCCUUCAAAAACUCACUUAUAUUGCUGUUACUCAUCACCCAGAAGUUCUUCAAGUUGAUACAUGUCGUGCCUUCCACGUUGGUAAUAACCUCUAUGUUGAAGUUGAUAUCGUUCUUCCACCAACCAUGCCAUUAGUUAAGACCCAUGACAUUGGUGAAUCACUCCAAGAAAAACUCGAAUCAUUAGGUGAAGUCGAUAGAGCAUUUGUACAUGUUGAUUAUGAAUACAGACAUAAACCAGAGCACAAAAAAGUUCAUUAG
Messenger RNA from Dictyostelium purpureum, 1221 nucleotides. RefSeq lists its product as uncharacterized. Gene Ontology annotation, cellular component: membrane. Gene Ontology annotation, molecular function: monoatomic cation transmembrane transporter activity. The transcript has 3 exons. The record is from RefSeq and is a predicted model, not a curated record. NCBI's taxonomy places the organism in Eukaryota, Evosea, Eumycetozoa, Dictyosteliales, Dictyosteliaceae. Gene Ontology annotation, biological process: monoatomic cation transport; transmembrane transport. The coding region runs from base 1 to 1221 and encodes 406 amino acids.